Molecule: messenger RNA, 1757 nt
Organism: Nomia melanderi (Alkali bee)
Lineage: Eukaryota; Metazoa; Arthropoda; Insecta; Hymenoptera; Halictidae
Product: homeobox protein MSH-D
Biological process (GO): neuron differentiation; regulation of transcription by RNA polymerase II; central nervous system development
Cellular component (GO): nucleus
Molecular function (GO): RNA polymerase II cis-regulatory region sequence-specific DNA binding; DNA-binding transcription factor activity, RNA polymerase II-specific
Source: RefSeq, a predicted model, not a curated record
UCGACUCUAAUCCCGCGAACGGUUCGCAGGGUGGCGAUAAACCGGAAUCGAUCCUGUGCUCCCUACACCAGAGAUCAUUAGGGACCCGUUGGUUCCAGAUGACAACACUUGGACGUGUCACUGAUUCUCCAUAAAACCGACUUGUCGUUCAGAGUGAACUUGUGGCUCCUCGGUGAUGAUCGUGGUGUACAAAUGGUGCGAUGUGUGAUAAAUGAACCACUGUCACGAAAGAAUCGAUGAAACGAUCGAAGAGAUUGCGCGAAAGUGAGGACACGUAUUUUCAGAGGAUCCGGGACAUUCGAUUGUCCAAUUGGAAUAUUGAAUGGUGAUAAGAUUUAGAUGAUAGUGGCUAGUAUUUGAGUAAGAAGAGAAUUUAGAAUGUCGGAGGAGCGCGUAAAACCAUCGGAAUCUGCCAAGGAAUCGACAGAGUUAGCCGAAAGCCCGAAAUUAUGCUCGUUCAGCAUUGAAAGCCUUUUAGCGCCAACCAAGAAGAGCACGGGGGACGAAAGGCGUGUGCCCAUUCAAACCGAAGUUUAUUUGCACGGUCAUGAAUCGAACGACUCGGAUGGCCGGAAAUUGGUAGCGCCGGAUUCAUCGAUGAUCAUGGUGGAGGAUAUCGAAUUCGAUGAUUCCGAUAUGGUUUGCUCCACUUCUCCUGAACCAGAAAUGUGCUACGAAGCGUGCACCAGCAGCAGUGGUGCCAACUCCACGACAGGUGCGGAUAGAGACGGUCAAGAAAAAAGCGGAGGUGCGAUCAGCGACGACGAGAGGAAGAAGAGGCCGCGGACCGCGUUCACCGCGUCGCAGAUUAAGUCGUUGGAAGCGGAAUUCGAGAGGAACAAAUACCUGAGCGUGGCGAAGAGGUUGCAGCUCAGCAAGAGCCUCAAACUCACCGAAACGCAGAUUAAGAUUUGGUUCCAAAACAGACGCACCAAGUGGAAGAGGAAAUACACAAACGAUGUAGAGUUGCUGGCACAACAAUAUUAUUCCAGUCUGGGAAUUCCAGCGCCUCGGCCGAUUUUUGUCGGAGAUCGUUUAUGGUUCUUUAAUUAUCCGGGACAACCGCAACCAGGAACGCCAAUCUUCCCUCAACAUUUAGCGACAGUGCCUUUACCACCUGCCUUACCCAUCGUGCAACCACUGCCGAGUAAUUUAUCAAUGGGACAACAGUCUUCGAUUUUUCAAAAUAUCCCCACAAAUAGUCAACCGUAUCAUUUGAGUCAGAGAUUAGACUUUCGGCAUCCGGACUCGUAAAUAAACAAGUGGCUAGCAGUUGUGUUAAACCUAAGAAUGUGUGUGUCCACCGCAAUGAAAUUAUAGUGCGCGAACGAAUCGCUAAAAACUGGGAUCACGUAUGGUAGAUAUCGUUAACCAUUUUAGAACGUAGUGCACUGUAUCGUAAUUUAUGUUAGUGUUUUCAAACUUUGAAAUUGUAAGUCUUUCUACUAUGUGGGUGAAUGAGAGAAUUGGAACGAUUCGGAAGUUGCGCCAAACGCGGCGCUAUCGAUACAUAUCACGUUUGAAAAAUGAUAUCCAAAAGGAUUGGAUAUUCGUCGGUAAAUAGAUAAAAAGUUAAAGAUUCGACGGAAAGUACGGUAUUUUUUGUACUUGCAUUUAUUGUAAGGAGAGAUGCAAUAUAUACAGUAUGGAGAUUUUUUUCGAACGCAGUCUGUUCAUUUUUAAUCGACGAACUGAACAAACAUAUUUUCAUCUCCAAAUAAGUAUACUCAUAAAUAAUAUUGUAUUUUUGUCUUAUA